This is a messenger RNA of Suillus plorans, 3134 nucleotides long. RefSeq lists its product as uncharacterized. The transcript is spliced from 4 exons. Gene Ontology annotation, molecular function: calcium ion binding. NCBI's taxonomy places the organism in Eukaryota, Fungi, Basidiomycota, Agaricomycetes, Boletales, Suillaceae. The coding region runs from base 114 to 2843 and encodes 909 amino acids. The record is from RefSeq and is a predicted model, not a curated record.
CUUCUUACGACCUCCCCCUGCCCCAGAAGGUCUAUUAAGCCCUAGACUUUGAUCAUUGGCUAACGUUGUCCACUUCCCCGGACAAUUCUGGCAUAUUCUGCCACCAUCACACAAUGAAUCAUGAUCAAUUGCGCCAAUCACCUGAAGGCAUGUGGGAGAGUCUUUCCCGCAUCGCCGUUAAGAGUGCUGAGUAUAACUCCCGCGAACGUCAGCCUCAUCCGAAGUGUUUGGAAGGGACGCGGGUAAACCCUCUCGACUACAUCUACAGAUUGUUAGACGACCGAAAGAAGAGUCGACUCAUCUGGCUGCAUGGUACAGCAGGCGUCGGAAAGUCUGCUAUUGCAUUCACUGUAGCUGAAAGAAUGAGAAAUCUGCAAGUAACAGAAGAGACGAACAUCGAGAAGCGGCUCGCGGGCACAUUCUUUUUUUCGCGCAAGCACACCGAACGCUGCACAACUGGAUAUUUUUUUGCGACGCUCGCAUACCAGCUUGCCUGCAAUUUUCCCAGCGUCCGAGAGGACUUGAACAGAACCAUCCGCGAGAAUCCUGCUCUUUUGGAUUCCAACAAGUCUCUCCGCGACCAGAUGGAGGGACUCUUUCUGAAACCUCUGCGGAAGCUUCAAUCUAGACUGCGCGAAUGUCCGCCUUCGGCGUUCGUUGUCGAUGCCCUUGAUGAAUGUAUGUCCGAAACUGAGGUUGCGGAUCUCAUUUCCCUACUCGGCUACGCUCUUCGUCAACCCAAUUUGCCCGUAAUCCAUAUCCUACUCACGAGUCGCUCAGAAGCGUACAUCCGUGAAGCCAUUCAACUUGAAGAUGUUCACCCACUGGUGUGCGAGAUACCAGUCGAAAUUUCUGGAGAGGGUGUUGCUGCAAUCAUCUCAUUAGAUGGCGCAGAUGUUGACGAUGACAUCUAUAUCUUCCUGGAGCAUUCCUUCAAAAAGCUGCGGAGCCGAUAUUCAAAUUUCCCCCAGCCAACAUCACGUGAACUUGCACGGUUGGCUAGUCGAGCGGGAAGACGUUUCAUUGUAGCGUCUACGAUGAUGAAAUUCGUCGAUGAUGGAUAUCAUGAUCCCCGCGAUCGGCUCCAUCUCAUGCUGGAAUUCACUAGCGAGUUGCUCCCAGGAACGGAAGUUUAUAAAUUAUAUGACCGUAUUCUCGCCACAUGUGCCAACCCCGCGCGAGCAUAUUUGCACUUAUCUAUUGUUGCCUCCCUUGCAAACCCUCUGUCAAUCUCACAAAUCGCGGAACUUCUUGGCCCUGGUGAAGGCAGGGAUGUGGAGAUGGUACUGGCGCAGCUACGGUCCAUCAUGGACAUUCCUACGGACCGCAGUCUCCCAGUAAAUAUCUUUCACUCAUCCGUUCGCGACUACGUUCUUAACCCUUCGAACUGCAAUCUCCCUGGGGUGCAACAUAUCAGAUACCCCCACCCCCUACUCGCUCGUUCAUGUCUCUACUUGAUGAUGCAAGCCAUCCCACGAAGCACGGCCUUGUUGGACGCACUAUCGCAAUUGAAGACGCAUAGCCGGGCUAUGAAACCCCACGAGCCCCAGAGCUUAAAACAAGAGCUAGCCUUCAUAGUCGAGCCACCGACGCCAUUCACAGUCCUUACAGCCCUGCAGUGGCUUCGGGGAAGUCACAAGUCAGAUUUACUUUCCUGGUUAGAGACCCUUGACGGGUGCGCUUGGCUGGAGACCCAAGAGGGGAAAGACUGGCUGCAGAUUCGGUGGAGGAUAGACUGGCUCCAGACCCAGGGGAAGACAUUCUUACCGAAGGCUCAUAGCGUCCGAGACUGGCUGCUGACCCAGGGGAGGAAAGGCUCGCUGACUGAGGCCUGGCCAUCUUGGCUGGGAACACAGAGUGGGAGAGAUUGGCUGCAGGCACAGUCGGGGCAAGAUUGGCUGCAAACCCAGUGGGGGAAAGAUUGGUUGCAGACUCGGUGGGGGCAAGACUGGUUACAGACCCGGUGGGGACAAGACUGGUUACAGACACGGCGAGGUCAAGACACGUAUACCCAGCACACGCGGGACUCGCUCCAGACCCUGAACGGAGAAGGCUGGCUGAAGACUGAGAGUGGGCGAGAAUGGCUUAGGGACGAGAGCGGGAGAGAGUGGCUGCAGACCCAUAGUGGACGAGACUGGCUGCAAACCCAGAGUCGACAAGACUUGCUGCCAACCCACAGCAGACGACAGUGGUUGCAGACUCAGAGCGGGCGAGAGCGACUGAAGACCCAACCCGGACAAGAAUUGCUGCAGACUCAGGGUGGACGAGAUUGGCUGAAGACUCAGAGCGGACGAGAAUGGCUGCAGACCCAGAGCGGCCAAGACUGGCUGCACACGCCCCAUGGUCAAGCUUGGCAGUCGACUGCUGCGGCGUCUGUCUGGGUCACAAUGGAGGAGUUCUCGAGGACUUUGGAAGCAGUCAGCGAGUAUGCGAUCGUCCCGGAAUUGCUCUCGCUUGCAGCUUUCCAGGCAAUCCAGCAGUUCAAGAGUUUGCCGGAUUUCUUGAUGUUCCCGGUGUUCCUGGCAUUGAGGCAUCAAGAUUCUUCUUCCACCUUACCGCAAUGUCAUUUCCCGCCAGACAUGGAGAUAUUCCACGCUAUGAUGGCCUUUGAGGGUUUUGCACACGAAGCACAGGAACGAAGUCGAUCAGCUUCUGACGCGCUCAAUUAUGCGUGCCAGAAUUGGGCGUUCCAUCUCUCGCGAGCUCACAGUCCAUGGGACAACAUACUUAAUCACCUGUUCAAAUCUUUCUGGAGUCACCAUCUCCUCUGCUGGCUCGAAAGGCAGUGGUGUUCGAAGGGCCUCCGGUCUUGCCUUGCUAUUUUAUUCGAAGCGCAGAAUUGAAGGGACAUCAUCAAUAAGAAAGCGGUAGAUAGUAUUUAUUUCUCCUGCACGUUGCUCAAGUGCUUCCAGCACAUACUCGCUCUAGCAGAUCCUACCCUUCUUGUUUAUUACAGUUGGUAAAAGCAGUACUCUGUUCCGUUUUUGAUGUGACAAAGAGCUGCAGUUGGUUGGAGAAGAGCAUGGCAGUGCGUUAAUAAGUUAUGCAUUUAUGACUUAUUGUGUAUUGAAGCGAUUACCGCUGCGCGGUUCGUUUUGUGUUAUAUAUAGUUUGUCUAUUUAUAUACAAGAAAA